Molecule: messenger RNA, 1017 nt
Organism: Rangifer tarandus platyrhynchus (Svalbard reindeer)
Lineage: Eukaryota; Metazoa; Chordata; Mammalia; Artiodactyla; Cervidae
Source: the annotation of a GenBank genome assembly
AUGUUCUCCCUACUGUCCCCCACCUCCUGGCUCCCCAGCCUCCCCUCCCUCGACUGGGGCUCCGGCCUCCUCGAGGCCCUCCUGCAAGGCCUCGUCGGGGCCUGCGCAGUCUCCAUCCUGAACAACCUCCUGAAGGUCUAUUUCUUCGUGGGCUGUGCCAACCACCCGGAUCUUCAUCUUGAGAAGCAGAGGCUGCAGGCCCGGUGGGCGUCACUGGAGACUGUGCACCUCGCAGGGCUGGCCCUGAUUCUGACCGUAGUGGGGGUCCGGGUGGCUGCCCUCGUAGUGCUCGAGUUCUCUCUCCGGGCUGUCUCCAUGCUGCUUUCCCUGGACAAGGGCUCCCAGGGCACCCAGAAGCUGCAGCUGUACCUACUGUGCCAGUACUCGCUGGGCUGUGGGCUGACCUGCGGCCUGAGCUUCCUGCAGGAGGGAGCCCCGCACUGCACGCUGAACCUGAUGCUGGCCCUGGGGCUGGCAGCGCUGCUCAGCACCGGCGCCCGGCGCCUCUGCCACCACGUCUGCCGGCUCUACGAGCUGCACCGCAGCCAGCGCGCCUGUGGGGUCUGCCUGGGCCUGCUGGCGGGCGCACACCACCUCCCCCGGCUGCUGGGCCGCACCCUGGCUGUGACCUUUAUAGUGGGCAACCUGGCCGCCGUGGCCCUCAUCAACCGAGACUUCCUGACCACCUCGGAGGCCGUGCGCUUCUGGACACCUCUCACCAUCUGCUACACCCUGCUGGUCAUCCACAUGCAGGAGGAGCAGCGGCAGUGCCUCGGCCUGAAGAGCCAUGUCCAGACCGUGCUGGUGCGCAUGUGCGGUCUCUUCGUGCUGCUGCUGACCGUGGGCCGCUGGCUGGACCUCCUGGGCAUCCUCGUCUCCCUGCUGGGCGAGCUCUGGUGCCUCGUGGGCAUCCGUACCCUGCUUGAUCUUUGCCAGAUACAGGAUUUUCCACCCCAGAGGCCUUUGGUGUCAGCUCCAAGCCAGCCCCAGCCCUCAGAGGAGAAAGCCACCUCCUGA